Messenger RNA from Helianthus annuus (common sunflower), 1978 nucleotides. RefSeq names its product abscisic acid 8'-hydroxylase 2. Gene Ontology annotation, biological process: sterol metabolic process. The transcript is spliced from 8 exons. The coding region runs from base 165 to 1622 and encodes 485 amino acids. NCBI's taxonomy places the organism in Eukaryota, Viridiplantae, Streptophyta, Magnoliopsida, Asterales, Asteraceae. The record is from RefSeq and is a predicted model, not a curated record. Gene Ontology annotation, molecular function: heme binding; monooxygenase activity; oxidoreductase activity, acting on paired donors, with incorporation or reduction of molecular oxygen.
GCUAACCAUAGGAAGAAAAAUAGUACACAAAAACAUUUUAAAUAGAUUUGAAUCACUCCACCCCACCCCUUCACUCCCUCUAUAUAAUGCAAUUAUUCCAUCCCCUACUUCAUCAAACCAACUUCUAAUUCCUCAACUUUCACCUCUUAAUUUCUACAGCCACCAUGCUUCCUUCACCAACCUCCGUCGUGUCGCCGCAUUCAAUAUUUCACCAUCCACCACCUCCUCUUGUUACCCUUGUUGUUUUCCUUGUUUUGUUAAUACUUGUACAUAAACUCAAGCGGAGGAACCACCAUACCACACCACCCUUAAAACCUCGGCUGCCACCGGGUUCAAUGGGUUGGCCUUACAUAGGUGAAACUCUCAAGCUCUACACUCAAAACCCAAAUUCCUUCUUCUCCAACCGAGAAAAAAGGUAUGGGGAAAUAUUUAAGACGCACAUAUUGGGAUGCCCAUGUGUAAUGAUAUCAAGUCCUAAGUUAGCAAAGAUUGUGUUGGUGAGUCAGUCACAUAUGUUCAAACCAACAUAUCCUCCAAGCAAGGAGAAGAUGAUAGGACCGGAAGCUGUUUUCUUUCACCAAGGUCCUUACCAUUCCCAUCUCAAGAAGCUCAUCCAGUCUUCCUUUCUUCCGUCCGCGAUCAAAGGUUCGGUUUCCCAGAUCGAAGACGUCGUACUCCGGUUUCUUCUCACUUGGGAACAUAGAAUCACCAUCAACACUUUACAUGAGAUGAAAAAGUACGCUUUUGAAGUAGCAAUGUUAUCUGUUUUCGGGAACAAGUUAGAGUCGGAGAUUGAAGGUAUAAGAGAUCUGUAUCAAUGUCUAGAAAAAGGGUACAACUCAAUGCCUUUGGAUCUUCCUGGCACUCCCUUCAAUAAAGCAAUGAAGGCAAGAAAGGGUCUAAACGAAAAACUAAGGAGGGUAAUAGAGAAAAGAAAGGAGAUGAGUGGGGGUGAAGGAUUGUUAGGGGCAUUGUUGUCCAAUGAAGCAGAAGGAAAGAUGAAAUUGAGUGAAUCACAGAUAGCUGAUAACAUAAUUGGGGUCAUAUUUGCAGCCCAUGAUACAACUGCAAGUGUUCUAACAUGGCUCCUUAAAUAUUUGCAUGACAAUCCUCAUCUCCUCCAUGCUGUCAGGAGAGAACAAGAAGAAAUAAGGUGCAAAAGACUUGAAGCCAACCGUAGAAUUACGUGGGAUGAUACUAGACAGAUGCCAUUAUCUACUCGGGUAAUACAAGAAACACUGAGGGCAGCGAGUAUACUAUCGUUUACAUAUAGAGAAGCAGUAGAAGACGUAGAAAUGGAAGGCUAUUUGAUACCCAAGGGUUGGAAGGUCCUUCCACUCUUUAGAAGCAUCCAUUACUCUUCUCACUUCUUCCCUCACCCCCACAAGUUCGACCCGUCAAGAUUCGAGGUUGCGCCUCGUCCUAACACGUAUAUGCCGUUUGGGAAGGGUGCCCACUCGUGUCCAGGAAGUGAGCUGGCUAAGCUCGAGAUGCUUGUCUUCCUUCAUCACCUCACCACCACUUUCAAAUGGGAAGUGAUAGGAGAAGACGGGGUACAAUACGGGCCGUUUCCUGUACCCAGAGAUGGUUUACCCAUCAAAGUUUAUUCUGCUAACAAGUAAUAACAAUGUUGAAGAUUAAGGUGCUGGUUUCGGGGGUCAAAAGAUGCACCCUGUUAUGUUACGCUUGGUGUUUAUUGAUGGUAGCACAAAUCUCUUGUAUAAAAAGUGUAAUUAUGAAGAAUAAAUGGAAAUAGUCAGAGAAUUAUCUGGGGUCCAUUGUGUUCACUAUGAUACGGCCAGUGUUAAUGUAGCAUGUGAUUUGUGAAUUAUGAGCUGAUCCAAAACAAACACGUAAAAGCUCCUUUUGGGAUUCGAUAUCUAGUAUCUUAUUAUCGAUCACUUUUGUUUACAGGAACAAAAAAGAUUAUAGAGAGGGACUGAAGCAAUUUUAUGAAUUGUUCUCAUGCAUAAACAAA